CAUCUCUUCAGUUCCAUCUACACGUCUUACUUGGCCAACUGGUACCUGGACCCCCUUAUGGAUUUCUGAAUAGCUUCUUACCAUGAGUGCGGACUCACAGACGCAGCAACGAUGGGUGCCUCCCAGCAGGCGCAGAGACAAGCCGAUCUUGUCGUGCAACCUUUGUCGCCGUCGGAAGCUGAAAUGUGAUCGCCAACAGCCGUGCAAAGCUUGUGUCGGUCGCGGCUUGUCUCUUUCGUGCACAUAUACCCGCGUUGCGCAAAAGUCACCAGCCACAGCGGAGGCGGGUGCAUCAAGCAACGUCUACGAUCGAAUCAACCAACUGGAGAAACUCGUCACUACGCUUAUGGAAGCAAAUCACACUGGAUCACCUGGUAGUGCUUCAGCACAUUCGAAUUCCACGCCCGUUGUUAAUACCAGAAUCGCCGACGAGCCUACCGAAGCUGAUAUCCCUCUGGCCCCCGAUAAAGUAGAGCUCAACAGCGACGAGACGCGGUAUGCGAACAGCGGCCACUGGACAAGUAUCUUAGAUGGCAUUGCUGAGUUGAAAGAGCACAUUGACGAGAUUCCUACCGCAGCCCAAAGCCGUAACAUGGUGGAGGAUGACGACGGUGCCUCGGAGCUGCUCCUCGGCGUUCACUCCGAGGCUACCCACGAGGAGAUCCUUCUUGGUCUACCCCCAAAGGCUGAAGCAGAUGCAAUGCUGGAAAGGUUCUUCGCGCGUGUUGAAGUAACCACAUUAAUCAUUCACCGACCGACAUUUCUUCGUGCCUACGAAAGAUUCUGGAAAAGUCCUAGGGAAACGCCCAUAAUGUGGUUGGGAUUUUUGUAUGGCAUAUUCACCAUCUCUACUCACUUUGCCUCCAUUGUGACUGAAUAUCACUCUGGAAUCUCAGUACCUUCUGAAAUGACUAGAUCUACAGCUCGGAUCGACUUCUACCGCGAAAAAGUGGUACAGUGCCUGAUUUUGGCAAAAUACCCCAAGUGCCCACCCUACACACUUGAGGUAAUGGUACUCUAUUUUAUGAGCGAAUAUUUGCGUUCCCGAGACGUGCAGUUUGGACAGUGGCUGCGUGUGGGGAUGAUUGUUCGCACUGCCUUCAGAAUGGGAUACCAUCGCGAGCCAUCACGAUUCCCAAACAUUUCUCCUUUCCAAGCUGAGAUGCGGAGAAGACUCUGGACGAUCAUACUCCAGGUUGACUUGAUGUCUUCCGUUGCAGUAGGACUGCCGAUAAUGGUCUCACACUCUCUUCCCGAUGUGAGGGAGCCACGUAAUCUUGAGGAAGACGACAUGUAUGAGGAAAUGACCGAACUUCCUCCCUCACGACCAGAUACAGAUAAGUCAAUUAUGCGUAAGACUGUCUUCUCCUACUAUAUCGUGAUAAAUCCACUUUAUUGCGUUGCACGAAAUCGCCUCCUACGCGUUCUCGCAAAGAUACAAGAUCACACCAACGCUAGUGAACAGCACGGCUAUCGCGAGGCUCUGGAGCUAGACGCUAAUUUACGAACUGUAUUCGAGAGCAUUCCACCUGCAUUGAGAUGCUACCAAGUACGGAACUUUGAUGUCGAAUCGGACAUUGCGAUGCGACAACUGUACAUAGGUAUCACAUAUCUCAAGAGCUUGAUGAUGAUCCACCGGCCGUUCUUGCUGCUUGGGCGCGAGGACAGUAGGUACGAAUACUCGAGAAUGAUGUGUCUGGAUGCGGCACUAGAGAUUCUCGAUUUCCAGACCCUACUGGAAUUCGAAUCUCGCACAGACUUCAAACGGUGGUCGGCGAAUUGGAAAAUCUGGACCGCAAGUUGGCGACUUUCAUCGUUGGUGAAUCAGGAUUUUCUGUUAGCGACUGCGGUACUACUGCUCGACCUCAACAAGGAUGUUGUCAAACCCUUACCUUACCCGGACGCCAAACUACCUCGAAUGCGGAUGGAAAGAGGCCAGCCAAGUCGCUCGGAGGUCGUCGGUGCAUUGAUCAAAGCCAAUUUUGUGUGGAACCUGGCAAGUGCGAAAUCCAAGGAGGCUGCCAAAGUAACUACCGCCAUCAAUCUGGUUCUUGGGAAAGUCAACGCCGCGGGUGUGCCUGGCGGAGUCGUAUCAGCCGCCCAUGUACCUACUUCCUCCCCGCCAAUCGAACAGCAUGUUUCAGACACGCAGCAAAUAUCCGAUCUAUCUCCUGGGGCUUCCGCCAACGUUUCGCCUUACUUCGACUUCAACAAUAUCGGAAACUCGCCAUCGUUCCCAAUGAACGAGAUUCCCAUGAUGGGCUUCGGUGACGGCUUUGAUUGGGGAGGUCUCGACUCUCAAUUCCCACUGCCGUCUUUCGACCAGAAUAUGCCCACAUAUUUUGGGUAA
This is a messenger RNA of Periconia digitata, 2350 nucleotides long. Lineage: Eukaryota; Fungi; Ascomycota; Dothideomycetes; Pleosporales; Periconiaceae. The record is from the annotation of a GenBank genome assembly.